AAUUAAAGAUGCGAGGAGGUAAACAGCAGCUUUGGCCAGGCCGUGAGCUAUUUCUAUAUAUAUCCCAGGCAUCUUGUUGAUAGGUGUAUUAUUGUUGGACGGAUCGCGGAGCUUUUGGAGGCCAUUUGGGCUGUUAGCGACUCGGCUGUUGUUUCUGUCUGAUGUGCAAAAAAACUGGAUUGAUUACCUUUGACAUAAAAAAAGAAAGCAUUCCAUGACCCCCUGACCUGUGUAUGAUAUAUCUGUGAGGUCAAGUCAGCCAGCCCAGCCCACACAUGAGUCCAAUAUUCUCUCAGAGCAGGGCCAAGCGCCAUGCCUGACCGGGACAAUUCCUACCUGGCAGGUGGCAGUGGGAGCGGCGGUACUCUGGGGGAAGAAGGAGGACCUGGGUCCGGUUUGGUGGGGGGCUCGGCGGACGGCAGAGGUGGUUCUGGGGGAGGUGGGAACGUCUCUGGCUCUGGGGGCAUGGGUGGAGGAGGGGCGCCCGGAAACAGUAAUGGAUUUGGGAACGGUGGAGGAGGGGGGGCAGGUGCAGGACUGGCUCUGGAUGGCGUUUGCAGGGACUUCAUCCGCAAUGUCUGCAAGAGAGGGAAGCGCUGCCGCUUUAAACACCCAGACUUCAAUGAGGUACCAGAUCUGGGAGUGCAAAAGAACGAGUUCAUCUUCUGUCAUGACUACCAGAAUAAGGACUGCAUGCGCACUAACUGCCGCUUUGUGCACGGAUCAAAGGAGGAUGAGGACUACUACAAGAAAACAGGAGAGCUGCCCCCCAGGCUGCGAGGGAAGGUUGCAGCGCGACUUGGCCUGUCUCUGAUGGAUCUUCCUCUGAGCCGAGGGGAGGUGCCAAUCUGUAGAGACUUCCUUAAGGGAGAGUGCCAGAGAGGAAACAAAUGUAAAUUUCGCCAUGUCAAAAAGGACUAUGAAUACGAACCCUCAAGAGCUGGUGUGGGCGGUGUCGUGGGACAGGGAGCCAUUGGGAUGGUGAACACUGGGGGAGGGAUGAGCGGAGGAGGCACCUGUGGAGGAAUCCAAGGACUUGUGGGAGGUGCAGGUAACAUGAUGGGGACCGGCUGCCCCAGCCUCGGUAGCUGCAGAGAUGUAGGUCUCUCAGGGGUUGGGGGACUCGGUGGAGGAGGAAUCAGUGGUUGUCUGUCCAUCGGUUCUUCGGGACAGCGGCGGUAUGACAGGAGCUCUGUGUACGAUCCCCUGCUUGAAAAUGGGCUGUUUGACACUAGCUCUUUAGAGGCUUCUAUGGAUCACACCGCUCUACAGCUGAAGAGGCGGCGAUUGGAAGGUCUUCGUUUAACCGAUGGAAGUGGAGGUGGUCAUUACGAGUUGGGGGUUCAAGCUGCGCUGCCACCUCGUCCUUUGGAGUACAGAUUCCUGGAAGAAGAAAAUUCACUGCUGAGGAAGAGAGUGGAAGAGUUAAAGAAGCAGGUCUCCAAUCUCAUUGCCACCAACGAGGUCCUCCUGGAGCAGAACGCCCAGUUUCGUAGCCAAGCCAAGGUGAUGACGCUGUCCUCCACGCCUGCUCCCUCCGAGCAGAAUCUGGCGCCCCCUGUGGGUGCAGUGAGCUCCUACAACCACAGCAUCGCCCAGACCCACACCACCCUCAGCAGCGCAGGACUGCAGCCCCGGCCUGUCACUCAGCAGGACCUGGUGGCUCCCACCGGUGCCCCCGCUGCUCCGCCUACCAAUGCAGCCCCACCCACAGCUCCCCCACCUCACCUCAACCCCGCUGAGAUUACCCCUCUCUCAGCUGCCCUCGCACAGACCAUCGCCCAGGGAAUGGCACCACCCGUCUCCAUGGCCCAGGUGGCGGUGUCCGUGGCGCCGGUGGCCGUGUCCAUGACGCAGCCUCUGCCUGGGAUCACCAUGAGUCACGCUACCACCCCAAUGGUGUCGUACCCCAUCGCGAGUCAAAGCAUGAGAAUCACAACCCUGCCUCACUGAAUAACUGCUGGAUUCUUCAGUUAGACUUUAGUGUCCUGGAGGGGAGUUUUUAACAUAGAGACUUUUAUUUAAAGUUUAGGACUAAUAUAAUAAACAAAACAAUGAAAUGUUAUUCCCCCACACCAGGAUACUUUGAAGACUUGGGUUGCAUGGCAACAUUAUAAAUAUCAGCUUCCAGGAGACUGAUUGAUCUGUUAAGUGUCUGGAACGUGUAUUUACCUAGAGGGGAUUUUUCACCCAGACAUAAACUCAAAGUGUGAAGUUUCCCUCCCUUAAAGAUUCCAGAUUCUCCGUGGCUGCACAUGAAGACAGAGGAAAUCCAUUUGUGUUUAUAUUUUUGUGGAUUGAUUUGUUGUAAAUUAAUUUUGGUACUUUAACAGCCAUGAUGAGUCCUGUUUUAUGUCCCUGUUUCAAUAUAUAUAUAUGUUUUAUGCCUACACUUGAACUGGUAGGUGGAGAUACUUAAGUCAACUGUAGGCAGACAUGGUUUCAAGUGGUUAAAGCCUUCAACAUCCUGUUGGUUCAGAUGUUUGGGUGGAGUUAUGCUGUGUAAACUUGAACUUAAUCUGUUUCUUCAGGAGCCUCAGAUAUGUCCCGCCUCAAACAGCUGUAACAUUUGGCACCGUCUGUCUGUUUUCAUCACCAUGAGAAAUUGUGAUGUCCAUCAGACAGUAGCUUGCUUUUUGGCAUUUUCAUUUGUAUUUUUUUUAUGUUAUUUUUGUGAAUUGUGAACUCGGUAGUGAGUUUUUCUAUGUCACUCUUAAGAUUUGGAGUUUGAUUUGUAUGGACCUUAUGUUUGGAAGUUUUUUUUUUUUUAUGUAUAUAGUUAAAACGUGACUUAAAGCCCUUACAGAAUUUGAGUCACUGAAUCUGUUCGGUCUCAGAAUCAGUUGGGUUUUAAUAAACAUGCUCAGCUUAAUGUCUUGAGUUGAGCUAGAAGAUUGUA
This is a messenger RNA of Cyprinodon variegatus (sheepshead minnow), 2899 nucleotides long. RefSeq names its product zinc finger CCCH-type containing 10 (gene zc3h10). The record is from RefSeq and is a predicted model, not a curated record. The transcript is spliced from 3 exons. Gene Ontology annotation, molecular function: metal ion binding. Lineage: Eukaryota; Metazoa; Chordata; Actinopteri; Cyprinodontiformes; Cyprinodontidae. The coding region runs from base 313 to 1953 and encodes 546 amino acids.